UACCCAUGAUGCCACUGAGCGUGUGGCAGUCAUGUGAUCUCGCUUAACCUGCUCGACAUCGACAACAAACAUCAGCUGGUCGCUUUAUGGCUGUUUUUAUACAAACAGCAAAUCUAAGUGUUUGGAUUUUUACUUAACUCCCGAAAGUAUAACCGUAUGAGAGACAUUCCAAAGGGAUUAUUGAAAUAAUAAUGGCGGAAAUGGAGGAAAAGGACAGAAAAUCAAGUGAGGAAUUCACAGACGAGUCAGAGGAGGAGGACAGUGAGGAGGAGCCCAAGCUGAAGUACGAAAGACUUUCGAAUGGAGUGACAGAGAUCCUGCAGAGCGAUGCCGCCAGCUGUAUGACUGUCCAUGAUAAGUUCCUUGCCCUGGGCACACAUUUCGGGAAGGUCUUCUUGCUGGAUGUCCAGGGGAAUGUCACACAGAAGUUUGAGAUUAGUUCCGUGAAGAUCAACCAGAUCAGUUUGGACGAGAGUGGAGAGAAUGUGGGCAUCUGCUCCGAGGAUGGGAAGGUUCAAGUUUUCGGUCUGUAUACAAGAGAGGGCUUCCACGAAAACUUCGACUGCCCCAUCAAAGUGGUGGCGUUGCACCCGCAGUUCUCCAGGUCUAACUACAAACAGUUUGUCACCGGGGGCAACAAGCUUCUUCUGUAUGACAAGAACUGGCUGAACCGCUGGAAGACGACCAUUCUGCAUGAAGGAGAGGGAACCAUCAGCAAUGUCCAGUGGCGAGCAAACCUCAUCGCCUGGGCCAACAAUGUGGGAGUUAAAAUCUACGACAUCAGCACGAAGCAGCGCAUCACCAAUGUGCUGAGAGACAACGUCAGUCUGAGGCCGGACAUGUAUCCAUGCAGUCUCUGCUGGAAAGACGACACCACCCUCAUCGUGGGGUGGGGAACCUCUAUCAAGAUUUGUGUUGUGAAAGAGAGAAACCCCACUGAAAUGAGGGAUCUGCCCAGUCGCUACGUGGAGAUAGUGUCUGCAUUUGAGACAGAGUUUUUCAUCAGUGGCUUAGCUCCUCUUGCAGAUCAGCUGGUCGCCCUGUUCUUUGUGAAGGAGAACGCUGACCAAAUGGACGAAGACUUCCUGGCUCGCCCGAGACUAGACAUCAUCCAGCCGCUGCCGGAGGGCUGUGAGGAGAUCUCCUCGGAUGCUCUGACUGUGCGCAACUACCAGGCGAACGAGUGCAGAGAUUACCGUCUUGAGCAUUCUGAAGGGGAGUCCUUGUUCUACAUCAUCAGUCCUAAAGACAUCGUCGUGGCCAAAGAGCGAGACCAAGAUGACCAUAUUGAUUGGCUGCUAGAAAAGAAGAAAUAUGAGGAAGCUCUGAUGGCAGCCGAGAUCAGCUUCAAAAACAUAAAAAGACAUGAUGUUCAGAAGAUUGGGAUGGCAUACAUCAAUCACCUGGUGGAGACUGGAGACUACGAUGCUGCUGCCAGGAAGUGUCAAAAGGUCCUUGGAAAGAACAUGGAACUUUGGGAGAAUGAGGUUUACCGGUUCAAGACUAUUGGACAACUGAAGGCCAUAAGUCAGUAUUUACCCAGAGGAGAUCUGCGCCUUAGACCAGCCAUCUAUGAAAUGAUCCUUCAUGAAUUCCUCAAGACUGAUUAUGAGGGUUUCGCCACACUGAUCCGGGAAUGGCCCGGAGAGCUGUACAACAACAUGGCUGUCGUUCAGGCAGUCAAUGACCACCUGAAGAGAGACCCCACCAACAGCACGCUGCUCACCACGCUCGCUGAACUGUACACAUAUGACCAGCGGUACGACCGCGCAUUGGAGAUCUACCUGAGACUGAGGCACAAGGAUGUUUACCAGCUGAUCCACAAACACGACCUGUUCUCCUCCAUCGAGGACAAGAUUGUGCUCCUCAUGGACUUUGACAAAGAGAAAGCUGUCGACAUGCUCCUUGACAACGAAGACAAGAUAUCUACAGACAGGGUGGUGGAGGAACUGGCAGAGAGACCUGAGCUUCUCCAUGUGUAUCUGCAUAAGCUGUUCAAGCGGGACCACCACAAGGGCCAACGGUACCACGAGCAGCAGAUUGGCCUCUACGCUGAGUACGACCGGCCGAACCUCCUGCCUUUCCUGAGAGACAGCACUCACUGCCCACUUGAGAAGGCGCUGGAGAUUUGUCAGCAGAGGAACUUUGUUGAAGAGACCGUCUUCCUGCUCAGCAGGAUGGGGAACUGCAGACGGGCGCUGCAGAUGAUCAUGGAGGAGCUCGGGGAUGUGGACAAGGCCAUAGAGUUCGCAAAAGAGCAGGACGACGCAGAACUGUGGGAAGAUCUCAUCUCAUACUCGAUAGACAAGCCACCCUUCAUCACGGGCCUCCUCAAUAACAUUGGAACGCACGUUGAUCCUAUUCUGCUGAUUCAUCGUAUCAAAGAGGGCAUGGAGAUCCCAAACCUGAGAGACUCUUUAGUGAAGAUCCUUCAGGACUACAAUCUGCAGAUCCUACUGAGAGAAGGCUGUAAGAAGAUCCUGGUGGCCGACUCGUUGUCUCUCCUUCAGAAGAUGCACCGAACACAAAUGAAAGGAGUCAGAGUCGACGAGGAGAACAUUUGUGAAUCCUGCCAUGCUGCAAUCCUCCCCACUGACAUGGCAAAACCUUUCAGCGUGGUGGUGUUUCACUGCAGACACAUGUUCCACAAGGAGUGUUUACCAUCCACAGGAACGAUUCCCAGCUUACAGUUUUGCAACAUCUGCAGUGCAAAGAAGAGAGGUCCAGGAUGCGGUAUCCUGGAGAUGAAAAAGUAAAAGAAACACAAGCUAUAUUUGCUAAUGUUUACCUGUAACAUGCUCAAGAAAACACUCUAAGCAGCUGUCCUUUGUAAUCGUGCUCAUAUGUUUGGUCUGGUUGGAAUAUGAUAUUAUUAUCAGAGCGUCUAUCAACUGUUGCUUUUGAUUUGAGAGAUAAACCUGUAUCAUGUCUUUGUAUGAUUACAAAGUUGUGUCAUGUCACUGUGUCCCGCUUGCAGCUAAUACAACCCAACAACAAUAAAAUGAUGAAGUAUUUUGUUUGUUUCUUUCACGCACCUUGAAAUGUAAGAUUGAUUUUGGGCAAUAAAGUUAUUAUUUUCU
Molecule: messenger RNA, 3080 nt
Organism: Synchiropus splendidus (mandarinfish)
Lineage: Eukaryota; Metazoa; Chordata; Actinopteri; Syngnathiformes; Callionymidae
Gene: vps41
Product: VPS41 subunit of HOPS complex
Exons: 28
Coding region: 192-2756 (854 amino acids)
Biological process (GO): vesicle-mediated transport; protein targeting to vacuole; cellular response to starvation
Cellular component (GO): HOPS complex; late endosome
Molecular function (GO): protein binding
Source: RefSeq, a predicted model, not a curated record